UUUCAUCUGAGUUGGGUUCUUGAUUGUGAGAGGGUGGGGUGGAACCUUGGAGAUGGAGUUGCAGUCACUAUUUUUUUGAUACGUACUUUGUGUUUGCUCUUUAAGUCCGGAGUUUAUUCGCGAGAGGUAUAUUCGAUCUACGAGAUUGGUAGUGAAGGUGGAGAGAUGGUCACUCUGUCAGAUUGAUGAAUCUUUGAAUGAGGGGAAAUGGAAAGAGGGAUUCAACCACCAUUGGUUGAUACUACUGCGUGUUUCUGUAGAGUAGACGCAGGCCUCAAAACUGUUGCUGGGGCAAAGAAAUUUGUUCCAGGUACAAAGCAUUGCAUUCAGGCCAACAUCAAACCAUCCAUUCAUCCUUCCAGACACAAAACAGCUCGUGGAGAAAGGAGUCGAAAUGAAUCUCCUCUGCUUCCUGGGCUACCUGAUGACCUGGCGAUUGCUUGCUUGAUCCGGGUCCCACGAAUUGAGCACCAAAAGCUACGGCUAGUUUGCAAGAGAUGGUAUCGUCUCCUUGCUGGGAACUUCUUUUACUCCCUUCGCAAGAGCCUUGGGAUUGCAGAAGAAUGGAUCUAUGUGAUAAAGAGAGACCGAGAUGGGAAAAUAUCAUGGCAUGCCUUUGACCCCAUAUACCAGCUGUGGCAGCCCCUCCCUCCUAUACCUGGAGAGUACUCCGAAGCCCUUGGCUUUGGGUGUGCUGUUCUCAGUGGCUGUCACCUUUACUUAUUUGGAGGUAAGGACCCACUCAAAGGGUCAAUGAGACGAGUUAUUUUUUACAGUGCCCGGACAAAUAAAUGGCACCGUGCCCCUGAUAUGCUACGCCGAAGGCAUUUAUUUGGUUCAUGCGUCAUAAACAACUGCCUGUAUGUGGCUGGUGGGGAGAGUGAGGGGGUUCAUCGGUUCUUGAGAUCUGCCGAGGUUUAUGAUCCUAACAAGAAUAGAUGGUCCUUCAUUGCUGAUAUGAGCACCGCUAUGGUACCAUUCAUUGGGGUUGUCUACGAGAGGAAGUGGUUCUUGAAGGGGCUGGGUUCUCAUCGCCAGGUCCUGAGUGAAGUCUACCACCCUGAGACUGACAUUUGGUCCCCAGUCUAUAAUGGAAUGGUUGCAGGCUGGCGGAAUCCAAGUGCCUCCUUGAAUGGGAAGCUCUACGCUUUGGACUGCAAGGAUGGGUGCAAGCUAAGAGUCUAUGAUGAGGCUACUGAUUCUUGGAACAAGCACAUUGACAGCAAAAUGCACCAGGGCAAUUCCCGGGCCAUGGAAGCUGCGGCACUUGUCCCUCUCAAUGGCAAGCUGUGUAUCAUCCGUAACAACAUGAGCAUUUCUCUAGUGGAUCUCUCAAAGUCCAUCAAUUUACAAGCUGCUGAUGCAGAUCAGCUGUGGGAAACUAUUGCAGGGAAAGGGCAGUUUAAGAAUAUGAUCACAAACCUCUGGUCAAGCCUUGCAGGUCGUAACCGCCUGAAAAGCCACAUUCUUCAUUGCCAGGUUCUUCAAGCUUAAGACAUCAAGAUUCCACUUGAACCUAUUGACUGAAAAGAGCCAAAAGCAUCCUUCAUAUGAGAGCUAGAUGAUUUGCACCAUUUUGGAGUUGUGUGAAAUGUGAAAAAUAUAUAUGUUGAAACUGCAAAAUUGAUGGAGAUCUCUCCAUCUCUCCUGUAAGCAUGUUUUACCUACAAUAAUCUUACAUUAUAAAAUAUUUUAGUAUAUUUUCUCUGAUGUUAAU
This is a messenger RNA of Telopea speciosissima, 1717 nucleotides long. Its product is annotated as F-box/kelch-repeat protein At1g55270-like. The transcript is spliced from 2 exons. Lineage: Eukaryota; Viridiplantae; Streptophyta; Magnoliopsida; Proteales; Proteaceae. The record is from RefSeq and is a predicted model, not a curated record. The coding region runs from base 208 to 1494 and encodes 428 amino acids. Gene Ontology annotation, molecular function: protein binding.